Molecule: messenger RNA, 600 nt
Organism: Salvia splendens (bonfire salvia)
Lineage: Eukaryota; Viridiplantae; Streptophyta; Magnoliopsida; Lamiales; Lamiaceae
Product: defensin J1-2-like
Exons: 2
Coding region: 83-307 (74 amino acids)
Biological process (GO): defense response
Source: RefSeq, a predicted model, not a curated record
AAUAUUGGGCUAUAUAUAGACAUCACUACCUGCUCUUUCUUGCACAUAUCAAACACACACACAAACACAUAUCUGUGAGAAAAUGAGCAGCUUUUUGAGGUUGUUUGCUACUGCUUUCCUAGUGAUGAUGCUUUUGUUCUCCACUGGAAUGGUGGCGGAGGCAAGGACGUGCGAGUCGAAGAGCCACCGGUUCAAGGGAAUCUGUGUGAGAAAAGCCAAUUGCGCGGCGGUGUGCCAGACAGAGGGUUUCCACGGCGGCCACUGCCGGGGCUUCCGCCGCCGCUGCUACUGCACUAGACACUGUUAAGUGUCACCUAAAUUAUUAAAUCUACACUUGUUUUAAUUAAGAAGAUUGAUUAAAUCAAUGACUGUUUACUGCUACAACGUAUGAGUGUAGCAGUCCGUCAUGGAUAUAAGGUGUUUUGAUGUAUUUGUGUGUGAUUGAAAAUAAGAGAACUUCUCAACUGUUUCUACGGAGGAAUUUUAAUUUCUUUUCGUGGCUUUCCGUUUUAUUAUGUAAUCUUUUGCAGCUUUUAAGUUUUGAGUAUGCAUGUACUACUUCAUUUCAAAUUAUACUUAAGCUAUAUUGUUGGAGCUUUA